Messenger RNA from Coniophora puteana RWD-64-598 SS2, 1113 nucleotides. RefSeq lists its product as uncharacterized. The record is from RefSeq and is a predicted model, not a curated record. The transcript has 7 exons. NCBI's taxonomy places the organism in Eukaryota, Fungi, Basidiomycota, Agaricomycetes, Boletales, Coniophoraceae. The annotation marks the transcript as partial.
CAAGCGGCAUAGCACAUGUCUUUUCUUCCUACGUUAUACAUCUUCGUCAAAGUCUUCGGCAUCAAACUCUCGGGCGAGUGACGGAAUGACUCAACCUUAUGGAGCCACCAAUGACGCGCUCCGAAGUCCCACCACUGGGCAGUUCGCAAUGGAAACACAACGAAAAGAGCGGUAUCGCUCGUUUGAUGAACAUAGUAAGACGUUUUUGGUCGAUCGUUCGAGCCCCUUUCUAUCGAGUCUCCCCAAGAGGCUGAACAAGGAUGUCUCUCGGGUACUAUCAGGCAUCAAGAUUUAUCCCACGCUCACUCUUGCCGUUGUCGUGCACGCAACGAUAUGCCAGAAGAAUCAAGAAACCCUAGAUGCAUUAAGCUUAGCGCAGACAGAAUGGGCUGAAAAGGACGCGUUGUCUCUCGUCCUGGAGCAUCAGCUCAUGCGCUCGCGACUACUCUCCCUUCUCCCAAACGAGCGUCCUAACUCCGACUCGGUAGCGAUAUCAUGUCAUGGCACCUGCCCGGAUGUCUUUUCCCCUACAAAUGACCUCGAAGCUCUCGCUCUCUACGUUGGAAAGCUGCUGACAAAUGCGGACACGAUUUGGCAGGAAAGAAUACUGUCUCUGCAAGGAGACGACGCUCAAAGCGUGAUAGACACUCUAUACUCCUUUGAAGGGCUAAGGACGCAGCAGGACCUCCGGGAACUGCUGAGAGAAACUCUCCUCGAGCUCGCCAAGUCUUCUGGGAUUUAUCCGAGACAGCUUUUAGUUCAAGGCAUCGAGGUAUCAGAAUACAACGAAAUCAUUUCCGCAUAUUCAGGAUUGGAAGUAUACAAGACCAAGUAUCUAGAUCGUAUGGUCACUGUCAAGAAGCUGUGUUCCAGCAAAACUAAUUCACGCGAGGCAUUCAAGGGAUGCGUAAAGGACCUCGUGGUUUGGUCUCGCUUAAGCCAUCCAAACGUCAUAACCUUGCUGGGCGUUUUCAUCCAAGCUGAUUUUGGUUAUGAGAAAUCGGACUUUAUUGGUUUGGUUGAGCCAUUCAUAGGGGACUUCAGCUUGAAUAGUCUGAUCCGAAGUCGCAAUGCAUACGAUAAAGACUCCUUGUCACUCGACAUAACUCGGGG